Spinacia oleracea (spinach) is the source of this 1568-nucleotide messenger RNA. RefSeq names its product short-chain dehydrogenase reductase 2a. The record is from RefSeq and is a predicted model, not a curated record. Bases 420 to 1346 code for a protein of 308 amino acids. The transcript is spliced from 2 exons. NCBI's taxonomy places the organism in Eukaryota, Viridiplantae, Streptophyta, Magnoliopsida, Caryophyllales, Amaranthaceae. Gene Ontology annotation, molecular function: oxidoreductase activity, acting on the CH-OH group of donors, NAD or NADP as acceptor.
CACCAAAAUACAUGUCGAAUCUGGAAAUGUAAACUAAUACGGAGUACACCUGGACGUAUGUAUGUGUAAGAAUUUAUAAAGUCCUGCAUAGAGUGGAUUGGUCACCGGCCAACGACCCUAGAGAAAGAAAUGUGUUUAAAAAAGAGGAAAUCCUGUAAAGUAGGAAUCGAGAUCAGAGAAGGGCGGAUGUAAAACAAGGAAGGUUCCUCUACGCACUGACCAAGCCAGCUUGUAAAUGUUGACUGCUUAACCUCUACUCCGUAUAUAUAUAUAAAUACUCCCUAAUCCCUAUAUUUAUACUUGUAUAUAAAUCAGGCCACCACUUUCAAUCGCUUCCUAUCUUCUUUCUUUUGCUCACUACUCUAAUACUCAUAACACUAUUUCUUCUGCAUCUCAUUCUCUCUCUCUCUCUUCAAAAUAUGCCUGCAGCUGUCUUAUCUGAGAAUACCUACCAAGGAGUUUAUCUCAUGCCCAAAGAUAAUACCCCUAGUUCUAUUUCAUUCAGAAGGUUGGAGGGAAAAGUUGCAAUAGUAACGGGUGGAGCAAGAGGAAUUGGAGAAGCAACGGUAAGACUAUUUGUUAAGCACGGUGCUAAGGUGGUGAUUGCCGACGUGGAAGAUACCCUAGGCAAAUCCUUGGCGGACUCUCUCUCUCCGUCCGCCACCUUCGUCCACUGCGACGUCAGCCUCGAAGACGACGUCCACAACCUAGUGGACACGGCUGUGUCACUGUAUGGAAGACUAGAUAUACUCUUAAACAAUGCCGGGGUGUUAGGGUCCCAAACUAAGUGUAACAAAAGCAUCCUUAACUUUGACCCUAACGAAUUUGACAGCAUUAUGUCGGUCAACGUUAAAGGGGUAGCCUUAGGGAUCAAGCAUGCUGCCCGUGUGAUGAUACCACGAGGCGGUGGCUGCAUCAUCUCGACCUCUAGCGUGGCGGGCGUCAUGGGUGGGAUGGGCCCCCACGCCUAUACGGCGUCAAAGCAUGCGAUUGUGGGCUUAACAAAGAACACGGCGUGUGAGUUAGGGCGGUUCGGGAUCCGAGUUAAUUGUAUAUCUCCCUUUGGGGUGGCAACUUCCAUGCUUAUCAAUGCAUGGAGAAGUGAUGAAGAUGAAGAUGAUGAAAUGGAAUCGGGAUUGGGAUUGGGAUUGCCACGUGAGGAAGAAGUGGAGAAAACGGAGGAGUUUGUAAGAGGAUUGGCUACUUUGAAAGGUGUUACUUUGAAACCAAAGGACAUUGCUGAGGCUGCACUUUACUUAGCUAGUGAUGAGUCUAGGUAUGUCAGUGGUCAUAAUCUUGUUGUUGAUGGUGGAUUUACUACCUCCAAAAAUUGUGUUGCUUUAUGACCAUUUCCACCCAUUCUUUUAACCUAAUUUUUCUUCAUUAUAUUAUUAGUUCAAACUAGGCAAAAGUGUGUUGCAGAAAUUACCAAAGAUUUUUAGUAUAUAAUAGUGGCACUAUAAAUUUGGUGCAGGUUUGAGGUUUACCAAAGUCCUUUGAAAAUAGGAAGGAGUUUGAAAAGUGGUAGAAAAAAAGAAUCAAAGUAUAUUUUAUUAAUUCAUUAAUUA